Messenger RNA from Cicer arietinum (chickpea), 1780 nucleotides. RefSeq names its product putative pentatricopeptide repeat-containing protein At1g74400. Gene Ontology annotation, molecular function: protein binding; RNA binding. Gene Ontology annotation, biological process: RNA modification. The record is from RefSeq and is a predicted model, not a curated record. Lineage: Eukaryota; Viridiplantae; Streptophyta; Magnoliopsida; Fabales; Fabaceae.
CUUCAAAUAAUUGAGAAUGUAGAUAAUGUCGUUUAGGGUUCAUCCGAUUGAGUGGUCCGGUUUUAAAACAUUGUUUAAAAUGAACUCGGGGCAAUGAUUCCCACAAACUCACAUAUGCCAAGUAUAAAACAUCUGCAAAAGAAAUACAAAGAAGUCAACAAUCAACGUUAAUGAAAUGCUUUGUUGUCAAAAAAUUAUUGCGGCUUAUGGCUAACAGAAGCUUCUUGGUUUAGAUUGUAAAUAAACAAUCCUAACCCAACUCAGUGUGUUGAUUUGUUAAUUGACCACAUAAUAAUAACAUACAUUGUUGAAAUUGAAUUUGUGAUAUUCAUGACACAUUUGAAACGGUUCAACACUUUGCUUCAAACAAGUGUAAACAAGUUGGUUUAUGACCCUAUAUCCAUGUGGCAUGGCAAAGCUCAGUUUCACAAUUAUAACCUUAAACAACCAAAACCAAAACCAAAUCAAACCCUUAGAAAUUACCUUGAAUCCAACAACAACACCGAGGUGCUUCUACUCUUUAGAACCUUCUUAAGAAAAAAAUCACCGACUUUCAAUUCCAUUGAUAGCUUUUCUUUCCUUUUUACUCUUAAAGCCUGCAUCAAAAAGAAACAUUCCUCUAUCGAAGGAGAACAAUUGCAUGGCCUCAUCAUAAAAUUUGGAUAUGAAUCCAUAGUUCAACUCCAAACAUCCCUUUUGAGAGUGUAUGCAGAAGGGGGAAACCUAUUUGAUGCACACCAAGUGUUUGAUGAAAUACACUCAAAGAACAUUAUAUGUUGGACAUCUUUGAUUUGUGCUUAUGUUGGAAAUUACAGACCUAAGAAAGGUUUGGAAUUAUUUAGACUGAUGCUGAUGAACAAUGUGGAACCUGAUCGAGUCACUGUGACGAUUGCUCUCUCGGCUUGUGCUGAUACUGGGGGACUCGAAAUGGGUGUAUGGAUUCACGAUUUCGUUCAGCGUAAACAAGGGUUGGAGAUAGAUUUGUGUUUGAAUAAUGCUCUCAUAAAUAUGUAUGCUAAGUGUGGUGAUAUUGUAAAUGCAAGGAAGUUGUUUGAUAGCACAAGAAACAAAGAUGUUGCUACAUGGACUUCUAUGAUUGUAGGACAUGCACUUCAUGGUCAAGCACAUGAAGCUCUUCAACUUUUCUCAGAAAUGAACACAAGGAGGGACAAUAAUGUUUCCCCGAACGAUGUGACGUUCAUUGGAGUUUUAAUGGCAUGCAGCCAUGCAGGGUUGGUCGAGGAAGGGAAACGACAUUUCAAAAGUAUGAGUGAAGAUUAUGGUAUACAACCAAGAGAGUCUCAUUUUGGCUGCAUGGUUGAUAUGUUGUGCAGAAACGGGCUUCUGUGAGAUGCAUAUGAAUUCAUAAUUGAGAUGCCAGUUGCUCCGAAUGCGGUAAUCUGGCGAACCUUGCUCGGAGCGUGUAGCCUCCAUGGCGAUUUAGAACUAGCCAAAGAAGUUCGGCAUCAGCUGCUCAAUUUGGACCCUGGCUAUGUUGGUGAUAGUGUUGCUAUGUCGAAUAUUUACGCGAAAAAAGAUAUGUGGAAUAAAAAGAUUAUUGUUAGGAAUCAUAUUAAACGGUCAAGAGCUCCUGGCUACAGCUCAAUUGUAACUUCAAAUGAUAAUCUUCCUCUAAUGUCAGAUAUAUGAUUUUCUUAUGAAUGUGAUCAGAUGUAUGAAAAGUUUUUAUUACUUCCUAUGGCCUUGUAGCCUAUUAGAGCACUCAUCAAGGGUUGUUUAAAUGUACAAAAUAAUAGAAAAAACUGUUUAGUUUGUUUUU